This is a messenger RNA of Tripterygium wilfordii, 1513 nucleotides long. RefSeq names its product high mobility group B protein 10-like. The coding region runs from base 1 to 1317 and encodes 438 amino acids. NCBI's taxonomy places the organism in Eukaryota, Viridiplantae, Streptophyta, Magnoliopsida, Celastrales, Celastraceae. The transcript has 11 exons. The record is from RefSeq and is a predicted model, not a curated record. Gene Ontology annotation, molecular function: DNA binding.
AUGAGCCUAAGAUUUUUAUCAUUGCACCGUGACACCCCAAACGACCGCAAUGCGCCUUCUUACCCUCCAGCAGAGGCCAAGUAUGAGGAGAUUGCUCAAAGCUCGAACCUUUUCUGGGAAAAGCUCAAGGCUUUUCACAAAUCUUUGGGAACCAAAUUCAUGGUUCCUACUGUAGGAGGCCAAGCUCUAGAUCUGCAACAUCUUUUUGUGGAGGUUACAUCGCGCGGUGGCAUUGAAAAGCAUGUCCAUGAGUUUUUGAAUCGCAGGAAUUUGACCUACAGAUGGCAAAUGGAAGAAGUGAUUGUCUUAUUCAAUUUCCCAUCCACAAUUACCAGUGCUUCAUUUGUCUUGCGGAAGUAUUAUCUUUCUCUGCUUUAUAACUUUGAGCAAGUGUACUUUCUCCAGAAACAAGUCCCACCAGAUACCACAAACGAGAGCCUUGCCAAUGGAUCUGGACCUGCAACCAUAGAGGAAGGGUCCUGCUUGUGUUUGAAAAUAAUAUUAUCCAUUGCCGGUCGCUUUGGAGGUCUGAUUCCAUGUGGUCCUCCUUCAAAGGUUUGCCCAGACAGAUCAAAGUAUAUAUUUUGGGAUCCAUACCAUCCUUCUGAUGCUGCUAAUAACAUCAUAGCUAAGCGUGUUUUGGACGGAGACACUAAUGAUAUCUGGCCGAUGAACAUUCGAAAUAACUUAAGAUAUUCAAGUUUUGAGAUUAUUUCACUGCAAAACAGACUUGAAUUCUUGUUUGAUAUGAUUCAGUUUCUGAAUGAAAUCUUGAAAAAUAUAUGGGAAAAUAAAUCCAGGAGAGAUACUGCUGAAAGCCUGAAACAUGUCUCUUUCCAUAUCAGGAAUUUGCAGUGUCUUUCCUCCUACCUACAACUAUCAUUAGAUGCAUUGUCUAGAAUAAUCGACGGAAAAUUUGAGAAUGAAUAUCUUGUAACUGUGGACUUCGGUUCCAUUAAGCUUGGAGGAGUCUUGUAUCAUUUUCCUUCAGCAUCUCAUGUGUCUGGGAGUUUUUAUACUUCAGCUGUAUCUUCUUGCCGUUGCAGGAAGAGAUCCCUGUUGGCUUUAUGGGAUCCUUCUCGCCCCAAGUCAAACAGGAGUGGCUAUAAUUUCUUCUUUGCAAAGCACUAUGCCAUGCUAAAGCCUAUGCACCAUGGGCAGGAGAGAGCCAUCACCAAGAAAAUUGGAGUCUUAUGGAACAAUCUCACAGAUGCUGAAAAACAGGUUUAUCAAGAGAAAGGGUUGAAGGACAAGGAGAGAUACAGGAAUGAAAUGCUGGAAUACAGAUCUUCUUGUCAUGGUUCAACACACCAAUAGCCGUUUUCAUCAUUAUCAUCCACUCGUUCUCUAAGCCCUCUUUAUGCUUGUCUUUACAAAACUCGCUGGAGAACGUGCACAAUUGCUAGAAUAUUUUAGGACAAAGUGGUAUAACAAAAAAAAAAAUUUAAGUUGAAGUUGUCAUAUUUCAUUUUGUUCAAUGUCAGUUGCCCCAUGUGUGAUGUGAUGCAUACAA